Messenger RNA from Drosophila takahashii, 1811 nucleotides. RefSeq names its product inositol polyphosphate 5-phosphatase K. Gene Ontology annotation, cellular component: plasma membrane; cytoplasm; ruffle. Gene Ontology annotation, biological process: phosphatidylinositol dephosphorylation. NCBI's taxonomy places the organism in Eukaryota, Metazoa, Arthropoda, Insecta, Diptera, Drosophilidae. The record is from RefSeq and is a predicted model, not a curated record. Gene Ontology annotation, molecular function: phosphatidylinositol-4,5-bisphosphate 5-phosphatase activity.
CAAACAAGUGUUAAAAACAAUUUGUGGUGCAAUAUUUUCAGCAAUUGCUCGCUUACUCGCUUGUCUACGCCAAAUAGCCGAGAGAUUGGGGCCACUCGAGAGCGGCGGAAGCAUAGAGAAUCGGUUGGGCAAACAAUCUUAAUUGCUGCUGAAAACAGCUGGAAAGGUUAAACCCAGAGAAAUGAGCCAAGCGGAGGGCACCCCGUCAUCCCAAUCCAAAAUCCCGGACACCUUGGACGCGGCAAGGGGCAGCAGCAGUGGCAAGCAGCUGCUGGAGACGUACCGCGUCUAUGUGGUCACCUGGAACGUGGGCAGUCGCUUCCCGGAGAACAUAUCGCUGCGCCAGCUGCUGGGCCUCCAGGACGUGAGCAAGGAGUCGCCGGAAUCGCCGGCGGCCCAUCUGCCGGACAUCUAUGCCCUGGGCCUGCAGGAGGUCAAUGCCCAGCCGCAGCAACAGGUGCUCGGCCUGUUCAAGGAGGACCCCUGGACGCACAAGGCCAAGGAGCUGCUCCGCGGCUAUGACUAUGUGGCCGUCAAGACGGAGCAAAUGCAGGGACUGCUGCUCAGCAUGUUCGUGCGGCGCCAGCAUGUGGAGCAUCUGCAGGACAUCGAGGCGGAGUUCACGCGCACCGGCUUCGGCGGCAUUUGGGGCAACAAGGGCGCCGUCAGCGUGAGAUUCACCCUCUACGGCUGCGGCCUGGCCUUCGUGGUGGCCCAUUUGGCCGCCCACGAUCAUCAGCUGGACGAGCGGAUCGAGGACUACAGGCAGAUUAUCGAGAAUCAUCACUACCAUGUCAAGCGGUACCGCGAGAUCUACGAUCAUGACUAUGUCUUUUGGUUUGGCGAUCUCAACUUUCGCCUGCAGGGCGGCGAUUCCUCGACGGAGGUGCGGGAUUUGCUGCGCGAUGAGUCGCAGCACGAGGCGCUCAUCCGGCGGGAUCAACUCUACCAGGUGCGCGAGAAGUCGCAGCAGGCCUUUCAGCUGCUGCACGAGCGCCUGCCCGCCUUUCCGCCCACCUUCAAGUUCCGCGAGGGCACCUCGGAGUAUGAUUUAAAGCGGCGCCCGGCAUGGACGGACCGCAUCAUGUACGCCGUCCAGCCGAUGAACCGACAGCCCGGCAUGCAGCUUUCCAUCGAGCAGUGCUCGUACAAAUCGCAUCCCGUCUACACGAUCAGCGAUCACAAGCCGGUGACCAGCGACUUUGCGCUCAAGCUCUAUCCGAAUGUGCGGGCGCCGGGCGUGGUCUUCUCGCCGCUGACGCUCUGGCGGAUUGGCGACGAGAACACCGUGGAGUAUCGCAAGCAGGCGGAGUUCGACGAGGGUCCCAACGACUGGAUUGGCAUCUAUCCGGCGGAAUACGCCAGUCUGGCGGACUACGCAGCCUACGAGUAUGUGAACCAGGCCGAGUCGCCCGCCUCCUCCUCGGACUCGAAUCACGAGGCGGAUCCGUUCGACACGCCCUCGCAUCAUCGACGCGGGCGGCAUCAUCACAAGAACCGGCAGCGGCUGCGACGGCAGCAGGAGGCCAAUGCCCAGGAGCAGGUGCGUCUCGACUUUGCCGACGAUGUGGAGCUGCGGCAUGGCGAGCAGUAUCUGCUGAUCUACUUCCGCAGCACCGGCGUGCGGGGCGUGACCAGUCUGGCGGGCGUCAGCGGGGUAUUUGUGGCCGAGAAGCGACACGGCUCGCCCCAUCGGACGGAGUACCACGUGGACUAGCUGGCCGAGGCUCUGGACAUCUUUAUUCUUUAGUUCAAAGACCGUGUUAAGUUUGCUUGUCCCCCAAAUAUGUUAAUUAUACACUUGUAACCAA